Molecule: messenger RNA, 850 nt
Organism: Zophobas morio
Lineage: Eukaryota; Metazoa; Arthropoda; Insecta; Coleoptera; Tenebrionidae
Product: phospholipase A2 A2-actitoxin-Ucs2a
Exons: 5
Coding region: 39-779 (246 amino acids)
Biological process (GO): arachidonate secretion; lipid catabolic process; phospholipid metabolic process
Molecular function (GO): phospholipid binding; calcium ion binding
Source: RefSeq, a predicted model, not a curated record
AGGAUAACUGCAGUGACUGUGCAAUGUCUUGAGUAACCAUGCACUUCUUGAAGAGUUUUGUCGUUUUUUUGCUGUGUGGAUGCAUCCAGGAUAGCUCCACACGAAAUUAUCCCUUUCAUAGAAACUUAUGGACAUCGAUAACACCUCGAGGGAAAUUUCAAGAUUUCCAUAAUGUUACUAUUUACUUGGGUUAUUCCAACAAUCCAUUUGGUGUUUCAACACCCUCCGUGCCUUACAAUAAGCAAGGACUGUUGACGCAAGAAGUCCUACGCUCCCGCCAACCCCCGCACUCCGAAACUCCUCUUUUCAGCGACCUGAAGCCACCCUCAGAUAACAAAAUUGAUUCACAGUUUAACACCCCCCAGGAACAGAGGUCCAAACGUGGCGUAAUCCAUCUAUAUAAUAUGGUUAGUUGUGCCACAGGAUGUAAUCCGCUAAUUUACAAGGGAUACGGCUGCUAUUGUGGUUUCUUGGGAUCAGGAUAUGCAGUGGACGGGAUUGACAGGUGUUGCAAGAACCACGACUGGUGUUAUGACCGUGCCAAUUGCCCUAUGUUUUUGGAGUAUUUCGUGCCGUAUUAUUGGAAAUGUUUUGACAAUAGACCAUACUGCGCUAUUCCACCGGAUCAAAUAGGAGGCCCAGGAUCUUGUGCCCAGCGUCUGUGUGAAUGCGACAAGCUUCUGUCAGAGUGCCUCAGUAAAUACCCUUGUCCUUCCAAAAGGGCUGUGUGUAGGUCGUCCCCUUGGAGACUCAUUCAAAAUGCGUUUAUGGGAUUCUAGAUUUAUUUGAAAGCGGCGUUUCAAAUAGCGUUGUAAAUAAUAUUAUACUUUAUAAUAAAGUGUACCUUUAA